Salvia miltiorrhiza (redroot sage) is the source of this 1707-nucleotide messenger RNA. Its product is annotated as probable LRR receptor-like serine/threonine-protein kinase At3g47570. The coding region runs from base 48 to 1607 and encodes 519 amino acids. The record is from RefSeq and is a predicted model, not a curated record. Gene Ontology annotation, molecular function: protein binding. The transcript has 7 exons. Lineage: Eukaryota; Viridiplantae; Streptophyta; Magnoliopsida; Lamiales; Lamiaceae.
GUCAAUUGGUAGGCUUUUUGUUUUCUCACACAAUUAGCACUCACAAUAUGGAUACAUUUUCCACAUUUUUCCUUCUUUCGCUACUCUUAUUGUUUUCAUGUCUUAGCCUCUCAGUUGCACAGAACAUAACUCAAAUCAAAAGUGAUGAAUCCAUACUUCUUGCUUUAAAAUCCCACAUCACUUCAGAUCCUCACAAUAUGUUGAAAAAUAAUUGGAGCAGUGGAACCUCGUUUUGCACGUGGAUAGGAGUUACUUGUGAUUCACGUCGUAGCAGGGUGACUAAAUUAGAUAUCUCUUAUAUGCAACUCGAAGGAAGCAUUCCACAGGAAAUUGGAAAUCUUUCUUCACUCGUUUAUCUUGAUAUGAGUAGAAACUCUUUUCAUGGUCGGCUACCAAAGGACAUUUGCAUGCACAACAAUCUUCAAAGACUCAAACUACUUGACUUGUCGUCUAACAAAUUGCAAGGAGAUAUACCAUCGAGUUUGUACCAAUGUCCACAACUUGAGAGUAUUGGCUUGUCAAGCAACAACUUUAGUGGAUAUGUGCCUGCACAAAUUUGGAAUAUCACACUGCUUAAGGUAUUAGACCUUAGUUCCAACAAUUUGAGAGGCCGUCUACCAAAAGACAUUUGCUCGCAUAACAACCUUCAAAGACUCAAACUACUUAGCCUGUGGGCGAACAAAUUGGAGGGAGAAAUACCAUUGAGUUUGGGUCAAUGUACACAACUUGAGAGUAUUUACUUGUCAGCUAACAACUUUGGUGGAAAUGUCCCUCGAGAAAUAGGGAACAUCACACAGCUUAAGGAAUUAUACCUUGAUAGAAACAACUUGAAAGGCCGCCUACCAAAAGACAUUUACUCGCAUAACAACCUUCAAAUACUCAAAGUACUUAGCCUGUGGUCGAACAUAUUGGAGGGAGAUAUACCAUUGAGUUUGGGUCAAUGUACACAACUUGAGAGUAUUUACUUGUCAUCCAACAACUUCGGUGGAAAUGUCCCUCGAGAAAUUGGGAACAUCACACAGCUUAAGGAAUUAGACCUUAGUUGGAACAAUUUGAAAGGUGGUAUUCCGAAAGAGAUCGGUAAUCUUAAUAAUCUAGAGAUAUUAGAGAUGAGUUACAACAAUCUUAGUGGACCAUUUCCAAGACAAAUUUUGAACAUCACAAGUCUCCGUCAACUAGACCUCAGCAACGCCUCUUUAAAUGGCUGCUUACCAAAAGACAUUUGCUCGCAUAACAACCUUCAAAGACUCAAACUACUUAGCCUGUGGUUGAACAAAUUGGAGGGAGAUAUACCAUUGAGUUUGGGUCAAUGUACACAACUUGAGAGUAUUGACUUGUCACACAACAACUUUGGUGGAAAUGUCCCUCGAGAAAUUUGGAACAUCACACAGCUUAAGGAAUUACGCCUUAGUUGGAACAAUUUGAAAGGUGGUAUUUCAAAAGAGAUUGUUUAUCUUAAUAAUUUAGAGAUAUUAGACAUGAGUGGCAACAAUCUUAGUGGACCAUUUCCAAGACAAAUUUUGAACAUCACAAGUCUCCGUCAACUAUACCUCAGCAACGCCUCUUUAAAUGGUAUGUCUGCACUACUCUUUAAGCCAAAACUUUAGUGAAAGAGUUUGGUAUAUCGUAACUAACCAUGAGAAUUGGAAAUAAUAUGUUAUACACAUUUAGUCUUAUGUUAUACACAUUUAGUCUUAUGCAUGUCAU